Molecule: messenger RNA, 2594 nt
Organism: Leptinotarsa decemlineata (Colorado potato beetle)
Lineage: Eukaryota; Metazoa; Arthropoda; Insecta; Coleoptera; Chrysomelidae
Source: RefSeq, a predicted model, not a curated record
AUGCGAAAGAAAAAAACGAUUACCUUUAUUAGUGAGAACAAAGUGAUCUGCUGUGGAUCUGAAAAUGAAGAAAACACAAACCAACCUGACAGCGUUCUCGAACAAACUAUAAGAGAUCUGGUGGAAGAGAAUCACUGGAAAUGCAAUUAUAUUUCCAAACUGAAAGAAGAAAAUAGUGUGUUGGAAAGUGAAGCCCUUGAAAUGGAAUCAAAACUCAAUGAACAGGUAGAAGUCCAACGACAACAGAUUGAAAAACUGGAACAACAAAUCACCUCGCACAUACAAAAACUGGCUGAUAAAUAUCUUGAAACAAAAACGAUAGAAACUCAAACUGAUGAAAAACAUUUGACCAAGGAAUUCCUAUCAGACAUAGAACAGAAAAGAAAAGAGAAUACCCUAGCAAAAAAGGAAAAUUUGACUUCAAAUUCCAAUGAGUCACCAAGCAAACAUAUACAGGGGGAUGGACAACGGAAACCGAUAAAUUUACACAUUGACAAAAUUCUAGAACAAGAAGAAAAUACAAUAGAAGUGACUGAGAUUCCAAUCCCAACAAUUAUACAGAGUAUUGACCAAGGUACCCAAACUAGAAAUGACAGUAUUUACAAAGUGGAAGACGUAAGAUGUAAAAGAAAGAGGAGGAAGAAAAGGCAGUCCAUGAAAAUUAAUUCCUUUGAAGUUGAAAUAUUAAAUGAGGACAAUAUUCAACUCAAUGAAGAAAAUACUGGAAAGUUGGCCCCUCAAUCACCAGAAACUGAAUCAAAGGAAACCAGGUCAAAGUCUAUUGGAAACCAGACCUCACAAAAUACCCUAUUAGACGAUGAAGUGGUGGUGAAUCUAAUAACCGAUGAAAUAGGAUCGAACGUUAGUGAUGACAGGUCACAGACAGAUUCAUUAAAAAGAAUAGUGAUCUUGGGAGAUGACUAUUCAAAAAACUUUUCCAUGGCCCUGGAAAGUCGUAUGGGAGAACGCAAGUACUCAAUGUAUGAAAUAUUGAAACCAAAUACAGAGCUAUCUGAAUUAACAAGUAACUUGUUCCAAGACACUAUUAACUUAGGGCAGGAUGAUUAUGUUAUCGUCAUGUGCAAUACCAACAAUAUAAGCAAUAGUCGUAGUCUAAAUCUAGCGCUGAAACAAAUUUUACCAAUAAGCAAAUUCACAAACCUCCUUUUAAUUAUUGAAAGAAAUAAUAUUAUUGACCAAAAGUUGCUCAAUUCUAUCAAUAAAAGGAUCAAUGAGUUUAGGAAACAUAAUCAUAACUUCUCUCUCACAUACAUAAGCGACGUCAGGGAAAAAGGAAGUAAAUUCGAUGUACUUACAAGGGUACACAGCUUCCUUACUGAAUCUAAUAAAUGUCUUGUUGUAAAGACAGUGAAAAUACAAGAAAUCGACAAGGCUGAGAUUCCAAAAAAUCUUGAUUUUCCAAAAUUAGUAUUAGUUACAGAACACUGGCUGAAACCACAGGAACCAAUAAUUGUACCAGGUUAUAAAUGCAUCUCUAGAUUUGACCGAGUUACGGCUGAACAUGGAGGAACCCUGAUACUAGAGAAUGUAAAUGAAGAUACAUGCUCCUUUGUUAAGGUAGAAAAAUUCAGUAAUUUGUUGGAGGAGAAAAAUUUUGAGUUCUCCUUGGUGUACUGUGAAGCGUUUCCCCUGUAUGUUCUGUGUAUCUAUAGAACGCGAGAUAACAAUAAAACCCCUUCCGAAGAAAUGACCAUAUUUUUCGAAAAGCUCGAAAUACUGCUGACACAUCUUCCAAUGAAUUCGAAUAUUGUCCUAGCAGGCGAUUUGAAUAUAAAUUUUGAAGACAAAUCAAAUCGUUCCUGUCAGCUUCUAGAACAGUUAUUAGACUCCUUAAACUUAACCAUGCACGUGCAAUCCGCAACACAUAUUUGCCGGAGUACAUCUACUAUAAUAGACUAUUUCUGUUCUAAUUUGGAUGAGUCUAAGGUAACCUGUUCAGUUUUGUCAGCAAAUCUCUCAGAUCAUGAAGCCGUUCUCAGUACACUCAGCUUCCCUGGUAAAGGCAUUUCUAAAAAACAUAAUAUACUUGGGCGUAUAUUUUCUAAAAACAACUAUUGCAAAUUUCAAAAGGCCUGUGAUCAGGUCAACUGGAACAGAAUCAUACAUAUGAACACAUAUUUGAAUACACUCAGUAAUAUUUUUGAAAGUGCUUUCCCUAUCACCAGAAUCCGAAAAAAGGUAAGGAAACCUUGGAUAACGAAGGGCAUCAAAAUAUCAGCCAAAAAUAUGCGCUCAUUGAACUACAUUAAAAAGUUUAAUAAAGAGGAACACCUACAAAAUUAUUGCAAUAGGUACCGAAGUGUAUACAACAGUGUCAUAAAACAGGCUAAGCUUUCAUAUUAUCAUACCAGGAUUAAUACUGCCUCCAAUAUAGCAAAGGAGAGCUGGAUUAUUAUAAAUGAAAUCCGUGGAAAGAGCAAAAAUCAAAUUGAUGAAAUCAAUUUGAAACCUGACUGUUUCAACGAUUACUAUUGCUCUAUCGCAACUAAACUUACUAAUGACAUUUCCACUAACAUUCAUAUUAAUCCAAUGCAAUAUCUUGAGAAUGUAAGAAUUGACGAAAACUUCUUUUU